Messenger RNA from Cornus florida, 2447 nucleotides. RefSeq names its product protein JASON-like. The transcript has 7 exons. The coding region runs from base 606 to 2117 and encodes 503 amino acids. Gene Ontology annotation, biological process: male meiosis II. The record is from RefSeq and is a predicted model, not a curated record. NCBI's taxonomy places the organism in Eukaryota, Viridiplantae, Streptophyta, Magnoliopsida, Cornales, Cornaceae.
AACCCAAAAUAAAAUUCCCGAACUCAACAGCCCCGGUAGCGGAUCUCACCUGGGACCUUUCAACCCGAAAAACGAAAAAAUUCCGAAAUGGUAACCAAUACAUUUCCAAGAGUCCUGAGCUCAAGGAAAUGUCCUAACUAACUCUAGAGACUCAUUUGGCACACCCCACGGUGCCCGGUACUUAAAACAAGACAAUUCCAAAAUAACCUCGAAAAAUUGAAAAAAAUUCCCAAAAAAUGAAAAAUAGAAAAAAUCAGAAACAUCACGGCACCAUGCAUCGAUCUCCCUCAAAAUUUUCUCAGUCAAGGCUUGUUCAAAAAAAGAAAGAAUAAUUUCCCACACCCGUUACUACUGUGGUCGUAAUUAUUUGAUCAAUUAUAUGGAAGGGUUUGUCUUUCCCUCGUUUUUGCACCCGUUUAAAAUUCAAAAAAUAAUACAGACCAGAACAUACAUAUCAGUACAAUAUGUGUGAGUAUUGAUCAGUAGUAACCCCUCUUUCUCUCUCUAUAAAUCAAAAAUCUCAUCAGUGGAUUGAAGAGAAUUAGAAACCAAAGAAAGAAUAUAACAACAAUCUAGGGUUUUAUUUGGUUGGAUCACUUCAUCAGAUGAUGAUACGCUCUUUCUUGGAGGGUAAAUUCAAAGAGUAUCUGUGCAGAUCUGUGAGAGCGAUGGGUUCUUUCUUCUGCUGUUUCCGAAUCAAAGACGACCAGAAUUACUUAUCAAAGAAAAUGGACGACCAGACUCCUCUCGUCCUUGAAUCUUCAGUCCCUUCGAAGCCCAGAGAGCCCUUCAUUUCUCGAUUUCGCCUAUUGCCUCUGCUGCAUUCAGAGAAAGAUGGUUCACCAUGCAAAAAGGAUAAGAAAAAUCAUGCUUUUGGUACUCCACUGCCUGACUUUGAUGACAAAGAGCUGAAGGAUGAGGCUAUGUUCCUCAAAGCUUGUGGUACUGUAAUUCAGACUCCUCCUGAAAUACGGAAAGCAUCUGAGAAACUGAAAAAUUUAACACCCCAUGAUGAAGGUACUGUAACAUCAAAAUUUCAUUCAUGGGUUCCCAAUGCACCAAUUGAAAAACUCUGGCCGGACAAGCAACCAGAUCGGCCUCCUACUUCUAUCAAGUUUGGUGAAACAUGGGAAAAUGGAUCAGUUUCGUCAGAGCAUACACCUGGCAGCUGUAUAUCCAAUGGACAAAUUUCUGGAAGAAACUCUACCUGCUCUACCGAAGGCAGUGUUGGUACUACCACUAAGAUUCAUGUCGAUCAGACUCAUGACACUUCAUUAAUUUCACCCACUCCUUUGACUGAAAAUGUGCAGCGCAUGAGCAAGUCUGUGCAUUUUGAAUGUGAGUCCGAUGUGACUUCAUAUUCAUCAAGCUUUUCAUCUGGGAUUGCUAGCCAAAAUUUGAAGCAAUCUGAGUCAGCAGGUAUCAACAUUGCGUCAAAGUCUUCACCUUACCCAACCCCACUAAAACUAACUAAUGAGAUGCAAACACCUGGAACUGUGUUCCCUGCGUAUUUAGAAAAUAUGGCAAACAGGAAGAACCCCCAUAUUAGGUCUCAGUAUGUGUACACAGUCCUGAAUACUGUUGAAAAUUUCUCCAACUGGAAGGCAGUGAAGGAAGAAGAUUCCAACUCCUAUCAACUAUCAGGUAAUCUGAGUGGAUCUCUUGAGCAGGCUGAUACUGAUGGCCCCAAGUCAGAAAUGGAGAUGAGGGUAAGUUCAGUUGAGGAUGAGAUGAAGGUGGAAGCAAGCCUGUCUUCUUGGCUGAAACCACAACCAGUCAAUCAAGAUGAUGGCUCUCCAAACUUUGAUUAUGUUUCUACAGAAAAUGCUCAGUCUGGCAGAACUCCUGGGGACACGGCUACAUUUGGGAUGGUUACUGAUCUCUGGGAUAAAGAUGAACUUUCUCACACCUCGCCAAAGUGGUGCGAUGGGAAUGGAAUUCUGAAUUCUACCAAGUAUGAAAAGGAUCAGAAAGUUAGUUGCCAUGCAACACCUUUUGAGGAGAGAUUAGAAAAAGCAUUCUCUGAGGAUAUCUUCAUCUCUCAGAGGAAGCAAAUCCAUGGGACACCAACAAUAGAUUUGAAUGGAAAUGUGGAAAGUGAUACUUUUUUAACCUAGGUUGCCAUCUCAGGCCCAUUCCAAGUGGUUGCUACUUGCUUCACUCUGAUGAAUGCUAGACAAUAUCAUUGUUCAUUGUCUCUUUUUGUGAAUUUGGAUUUCAGAACUACAAUGAGAGUUUGUAGGAAUUUCUUGAACAUUCAAACUGAGGAUGAAAGUUCUGCUUGUGUAGCUUUUUCACAGUAUGAAGCAGCAAAAUGUAUAGUCAAAUUUUUGGCUUGGCCUCAUGUUCUUAAAACUUUUCUGCUCUUUUUGUCUUUUAUUUCGCCUUGCCUUGUCUUGCUUGUGAAGAUUAAUCAAGAUAGUUUGUCUUUAUUUUUGAGUCCAUUA